CCGUUUUUUUUUUUUUCUUGCCUUAAGGGAUCGAUUUAAAUUUCUUAAUCUUGAAUUGUAAUAUCAUUGUUGUGUUAUAAACUGGUAUAUAUAAAGAGAUAGAGGGAGUGUGAGGUCAGAAUUGAUGGAGACAUUGGGAGAGCAGAGAGGAUGCAAGGAUGGAAUAAUGUAUGGAUCGUAUUAGACAAGAAAGGAUAGAGUAAACUGCACUUUAACCUCAGGAGUGCUGGCUGAUGUUAAAUGAAAGAUAAGUAUUUGGACAAUGAGCUGCUAUUUCAUUGGCCGUACUUUACCUCUAAGUGAAAAUAUCUUAAGUCCAUUGAUAAAAGCAGCACAGUUGUCAACAUUGAUCAACAACACUGGACAAAAAUCCAGUAUGAAACAUCAGAAAGUCCCUCGAGUUAACCAGUGACUUCAGAGUCACAUGUCUCGCCGAGGUCACAUUCCUAAAUGGGCAAUGUCACAAUCUUGGACAAAUGUUUUCAUAUCAGUCGUCAUGUUGGUUUGCUAAAUGGAAGGACACUGCAGGCUUUCAGUGUGAUUUACAGUUAUUUUAGGAAGUAGUCAGCUAAUAAUAAAUUCUUUAAAAAUCAAUUACGUGAAUGUUAGUUUCAUCAGUAUUCUAGACAAAAGUGCUAGCCUUUUAGCCACUGCUAAUAAAGUCUUCUGAGAAUGGCGUCAUAAUGGUUUCAAGCUUUCCUGGAAUAUACAUCAACAGCCUAAAGAGCUCAUUAGUGGUGUCUGCUAAGGUAUUAAAGCAUGAAUCCAACCCUUUAAUUUGGAAGUAUACUCAGUCACUCAGUACAAGUCCAUUUAUCUACUUCCAAGCAAACCAGUGCAGAUUUUUUUUCCCCCAAGGAUGUCAACUGACACUCUCCAGCCAUCUUCACGGAGAAUAAUAAGGCUGGCUGGAGCUCCUGCCGUUCCAAGUCACAACGCAGAGUCCAGGGAUACGCAAUCUCCAGGGAUACGCAAGCCAAGUGCAGUGGAACGUUUGGAAGCAGACAAGGCCAAGUAUGUCAAGAGCCAACAGGUGGUUUUGAAGAAGCAGCAGCCAGUUAUUUGUCCCUCCAACAACAGCCCGAAUGGACAAGGUACUCAACAGCCAUCAAGGAAGAUCCCUGCAAGACCCACAAAGUCUGAGAUGCCACCCCUUAACCUGGAACAUCUUUGCAAACUGAUUGAUGGAGUCAGCGAUGCCACCGUUCCAGUCAUUUCAACACAACCCAGCAGCAAUGAGAAAGAUGUUACAGAUCCAUCCAAGGCCACCUCUCCACCACUGGAGGAACCUUCUCUGGGGUCGACUUCUGCAAGUCAAGAGAAAGCUGCAAUAGAAACCUCAGGGGCAAACGGAUGUCCUACCAUGACAGUGCGGAGAGUCGACGUCAGACCCCAGUUACCUCAGAUGAGGAUGGCUGGUAGACCACAGCUACAGAACCGCUUACCGGUGCAACAGGCCAUGCCGCAGGUCCCAAUGCAACUUCUGCGCUUGCUUAGACCGUACAUAAAGCCAAAUCAGCAACCUGCUGACUUCAAAAGGCUCCAUAAUGUCACACAAACAAAUGGCACCAGAGGACCUGUUAAACCACCAAACUGUGCUGUGCAAACCUCGCCUCCUUUGAAAUCCUCAGCUAGCCCACCUCCACCCCUCCCCAUAAAACCAAACACAGAACCAUUAUCAUGUCCCUCACCGACCCCACUUACUCCAAACUCCACUGAUUCGCUCCUAGCCAAAAAUGACUUCCAGUCUCCGCCAUCUCCAGCCAUCACUUGCAUCUCCUCAACAAGCUCCAGGAAGCGUCCUUCACGGACACGCUCAAAAUCGGACGUCAGCGACUGCUUUUCACGAGCAGGAGCAGAGCUUGAGCGCUUCUUUAAUUAUUGUGGCCUUGACCCAUCGGAUUUAGAUGAGUUAGCAAGGCCGGGUUCUGACAUUGUGUCCGUUUCACAUCUACGUAGCGCCAGUGCCCCAGCAUCCGAACGUUCAGCCGAGGGUGAAGAUGAGGGGGAAGCAGCGGCAGCAAAAGAUGAACGCCCUGUUUAUGGUGUUUCCGUCAUUGAGAGAAAUGCUCGAGUGAUCAAGUGGCUUUAUGGAAUGCGCCAGGCCAAAGAGAGUCCCAAAGUGGCCGAUAUGUAACAGAUAACAAAUAAAGUUACAUACAGCCAAGUAUGGUGACCCAUACUCAGAAUUCACGCUCUGCAUUUAACCCAUCCAAAGUGCACACACACAGCAGUAAACACACCGUGAACACACACCCGGAGCAGUGGGCAGCCAUUUAUAAUGCAGCGCCCGUGAAGCAGUCGGGGGUUCUGUUCCUUGCUCAAGGGCACCUCAGUCGUGGUAUUUCCGGCCGAGACUCAAACCGACAACCUUAGGGUUGGGAGUCAAACUCUUGAACAUCUAGGCCACAACUGCCCCAAACAAUACAAUGUCUAACAAAUAACCACCAUCCAGACUGAAAUGUAAUGCAAUGUGUUGUACAAAAUAUUAACAUUUCCCAUUUAGUAUUUUGUUGCUUAUCUGUAUAGAGCUGUCUAGUUGAAUCUGCCGUGUCAUAUAUGAUAGCUUACGCAUCGUGGUCAAUUACCUUACCACAAACACCUGUAUUUUCCAACAAUAACUACACAUGCAUGGUUGCAUUGUUAUGGUGACCACAAAUAAACCCUUAAACACAAUA
Molecule: messenger RNA, 2678 nt
Organism: Carassius auratus (goldfish)
Lineage: Eukaryota; Metazoa; Chordata; Actinopteri; Cypriniformes; Cyprinidae
Gene: fam110a
Product: family with sequence similarity 110 member A
Exons: 2
Coding region: 860-2137 (425 amino acids)
Source: RefSeq, a predicted model, not a curated record